AUGACGCUGAGAGAGUUGUCCCUGGCGAAGCAACACGAGCUUCGAGUGGAGGUGCUCCCAGAUAAGAAGUUGACCGUCGGCCUGCGAAGAGGCGAUGCUGAGAUCUUUGGGGCGCAGAUAGGGUUGGGAGAAAAGGUCACCAUUCAUGGACAGAAAAUUGCAAUCUUCACAUAUGGAGGCUGCCUCCUUGAGCUUGAUGGGGAUGCUGAGGUCAUGUACACAUCAGAGGAGACCCCCAUGGAGGCCUACAUCAAUGUGCACAACGUUUUCGAGAACCAGAGGACGAAGGCACAGAGCAAUGGGGGUCAAGGACCAAGGGUAAUGGUGGUGGGACCCACAGAUUCUGGAAAAAGCACGCUGUGCCGCAUACUGAUCAACUAUGCCUUGAGGCUGGGAUGGUCACCUACAUUUGUGGACCUUGACAUAGGACAAGGCAGCAUUGCCCCUCCUGGCACAAUUGCAGCCACUCCAGUCCAGCUCCCAGUGACGGUGGAGGAUGGCUACCCUCUUGAUGUUCCACUGGUUUUCUAUUUUGGGCACACCACUCCUGUCCAGAAUGCCAAUCUGUACAAAUUCCAGGUUGAGAGGAUGGCGACCCUGCUGGAUCGCAGAGCUAACAGGCAUCCUACGGUUGCUGCAUCUGGCAUGCUUGUGAACACGAUGGGCUGGGUGGAAGGACUGGGUUACGAACUAAUUUUACAUGCCAUUAAGGCCCUGAAGGUGGACAAUGUGUUGGUCGUUGGACAAGAGCGCCUCCACAGCCAACUGGAAAGUGACCUACGGCAGGCUCGCAACCCCCGGAUUCAGGUCCUCCGGUUGCCCAAGUCUGGCGGUGUUGUGACCCGCAGUCCAGAGACACGGAGGGCAGACCGUGCCAGCCGUGUUAGGGACUACUUUUAUGGUGUGCCACGGACCCUGAUGCCCCACUCCGAGACCAUCCAAUCCACAGAGUUGAACAUUUAUCGCGUUGGGGGAGGGCGGCAGGCGCAAUCGUCAAUCCGUCCUGCUGGAACCGCCUCUCUCAUGAACCCACUGAAGAUCACGCCUGUCAGAGUUGGGAACGAAAUAUCUAACUGUUUGCUGGGGGUAUCACAUGCACGGACAGCCGAGGAGAUACUGUCAGUCAGUGUGGCCGGAUUCAUUUUCAUUCAGAGAGUGGAUGUCCGGGAUGACGGGGAGGGGACGGUGACAUACUUGGCACCUGGCCCUGGGAGUCUGCCUGGAAGGUAUCUGCUUUUGGGGUCGAUUGAAAUUUUGAAUUUUACAUAG
Molecule: messenger RNA, 1269 nt
Organism: Ostreobium quekettii
Lineage: Eukaryota; Viridiplantae; Chlorophyta; Ulvophyceae; Bryopsidales; Ostreobiaceae
Source: the annotation of a GenBank genome assembly